AUGGUUGGACGUUUCGAGGGCAAAGUAGUAAUUGUAACAGGCUCGAGCAACGGUAUCGGACGGGCAACAGCAGUGCUUUUCGCCGAAGAGGGUGCGAAAGUCACGAUUACAGGGCGAGAUGACAAAGCACUUGCGGAAACACGAAAAGAAAUGCAAGCUGUGGGCGCAAAGAAGGAUGAUAUCGUGGCUGUACAGGGAGAUUUGAUUGAUGAAGUCAUUCAGAAGAAGAUCAUCGAUGCUACUAUCGAGCAGUUUGGAAAAAUCGACAUUCUAGUAGGUUCCGAUGAUCAGUUUUUGUUUGUUUUACAAGCAAGUAAUCAAACUGCGACUCCGAUGGGUCCAAUGUCCUGGUGGUCCGGCUACGGCAAAGUGGGAAUGGAGCAGAAAAGAAUGUUGAGAAAAAAAAAUUGGUAA
Haemonchus placei is the source of this 414-nucleotide messenger RNA. The record is from the annotation of a GenBank genome assembly. Lineage: Eukaryota; Metazoa; Nematoda; Chromadorea; Rhabditida; Trichostrongylidae.